AAAAAAAAAACACAAAGAAUUCCAAUCCUCCGCUCUCCUUUCCAUCUCCACUCUCUCUCGCUCUCUCUCGAUCGCUACAACGAAAGAAACGAGAAGAAAACCAUGGCUACAUUAGCGGCGGCUGCAGCAGCUCGACAAGCCGCUACUCUCUCUCGAAUCUCCUCUCCCAAGUCACCAGCUCAAGUCGCCGCUCUCAUCCACCGCCGCGGCCUCGCCGGCGCUGCAGACCACCAUGGGCCACCGAGGAUUAACUGCUGGCAAGAUCCAAUGAGCCCAUCUAAAUGGAAGGAAGAGCAUUUUGUUAUCGUCUCUUUAAGUGGUUGGGGUUUAGCCUUCUAUGGGGGAUACAAGUUCUUCACAGGAGGCAAAGGGAAGAAGGAAGAGGAAGUGGUAGAAGCAGCACACUGAGGCUUGAAGCGUGUAAUCGUCCCAUGACUUUUCUGGUAAUAAUGUGUUUGGCUGUACUUCACGUCUUGGGAUCAAUUUUCCUUGUUCGCAGAUGAUUCUGCUGAAAAGUAUUGUCAUUUGUUUUACUAGAGAAUGAUGGAUUAUUAAACUUGGAAGUUAAAUUGCUAAUUUUGGGAAGUAAAUAAGCCCUUUUACUUUGGCAUGGCCAUUUGGUUGUCACUCUAAUGGUUUGAUGUUUAUCCUUCAAUAUUCUGAUAAUCCGAUGCUAUAUUCCCCUAGUCCAAAUUCAUGUAAUGGAUUUACUACAAAUUACAGUUU
Populus nigra (black poplar) is the source of this 726-nucleotide messenger RNA. RefSeq lists its product as uncharacterized. Lineage: Eukaryota; Viridiplantae; Streptophyta; Magnoliopsida; Malpighiales; Salicaceae. The record is from RefSeq and is a predicted model, not a curated record. The coding region runs from base 103 to 408 and encodes 101 amino acids. The transcript is spliced from 4 exons.